AUGGUUGCCUCUAAGCAGCUGGUUGUUCAGUAUGUCUCCACUAUUGAUCAGCUCGCUGACAUCAUGACAAAAGGAUUGCCACAUCAACGCUUUAAUCUUCUUCGAUCCAAGUCACCGUCGGAUACCCGCCGCUGGGCUUGCGGGGGCCUGAUAGAGAUAUUACUCACUGUAUUGCGAUACAUAAUAACAAUACUCCUGGGCCAGCUGUAUCUAGCUCUCGUUCAGUCACUUAGUUUGAUUAAAGUUUUCCCACCAGUCCCAUCAUCUCCUGUGACGAGGAGGAGGUGGAAAUGUGGUGAAAAGAUUUUGCCACUUAAGUAUUGUGCCUCGGAACUUAGGAGUGCUGGUGUCAAGUUUCAGAAGGAGGAGAUGUCGUCUGAUCACUCUCCUCCAAAAAAGACAUCUUUAUUUGACAUAACCUUCGACAUGGAGAAGGGAAUAGUGACAAUCCCAACUAUCAUGAUCGACGACAGUACAGAAAUCAUCCUUAGAAAUCUUAUUUCCUUUGAGCAAGGCCAAAACUACUGUACUAAAUAUUUCACAGCCUAUGCAUACUUCAUGAGUGGCCUCAUUGACACUCCUAGUGAUGUCAAAUUACUAGAGCAGAAGGGAAUUAUAACAAACCACCUUUGCAACACAGAAGAUAUAGUGACCUUAUUUGGAAACAUUGGCAAAUAUGUUACCCUGGAUGCUCGAUAUCCUUAUUUCUAUGGUGUUAUCAAGGAUUUGGAGGACUAUCACAAUAAAUCAUGGAAUAAAUCAAAGGCGAGUUUGAUGCAGAAGUAUUUCAACACGCCAUGGGCAUCGAUUUCAGUAGGUGCUGCAGCGUUACUCCUCAUCUUCACCAUUAUACAGACUAUUUGUUCCAUCUUACAAGUCAAACCUUGA
Messenger RNA from Macadamia integrifolia, 888 nucleotides. Its product is annotated as putative UPF0481 protein At3g02645. The record is from RefSeq and is a predicted model, not a curated record. The transcript has 2 exons. Bases 1 to 888 code for a protein of 295 amino acids. NCBI's taxonomy places the organism in Eukaryota, Viridiplantae, Streptophyta, Magnoliopsida, Proteales, Proteaceae.